Molecule: messenger RNA, 1554 nt
Organism: Wallemia ichthyophaga EXF-994
Lineage: Eukaryota; Fungi; Basidiomycota; Wallemiomycetes; Wallemiales; Wallemiaceae
Product: Galactokinase
Exons: 3
Coding region: 1-1554 (517 amino acids)
Biological process (GO): galactose metabolic process; carbohydrate phosphorylation
Cellular component (GO): cytoplasm; cytosol
Molecular function (GO): ATP binding; galactokinase activity
Source: RefSeq, a predicted model, not a curated record
AUGGUUGCACCAGCAGAUCUCCCGCUUGUUACCGUCGAUGCCCUCGAUAAAGUUUACCCCGCGGACAGAGUAACCAAUCAAGGUGUUCGCUGGAAUUCGUUGGUUGAAUCCUUCAAAUCUCACUACGGCUACAAACCCGCUUUCAUCGUCAGGGCUCCCGGCCGUGUCAAUCUCAUCGGUGAACACAUCGAUCAUGCUCUCUUCGGCGUCGUCCCGAUGGCCAUUGUCCCCGAUGUGAUCAUCGCUAUUGGUCCGCGUGCAGACACCCAUGAGAUCAGAGCGCAAAACGUCGAUCCCAAGUACCCCCCAACCGCCUUUACUCCGAGCUACAGCGGUGGUCCAGCCGUCGACAUUGAAAUACGCCAUCUCCAAUGGCAUUCCUACGUCAAGGCGGCAUUGCUGGGCUACCUCAAACACCCCCACUCUGGUGGUCAGUCUGCAGGUCUCGACAUGCUCUACGAUGGCACGGUCCCUGCAGGAUCCGGACUGAGCAGUUCUGCAGCCAUGGUAAUCAGCACUCUUCUCGCUCUCCUCGCCGCCAACGCACGCCUUGAAGGCAUCUCCAAGGGCGAUCUCGUCAAGAUGUCCAUGGGCGCCGAGGGCAAUGUGGGUGUCAACACAGGCGGUAUGGACCAGGCAGCCUCCGUCAUAUCCACUCCUGCUGCCGCUCUCUAUGUCCAAUUCUUCCCUCAGCUCGCCGGCGACCCCGUUCCUAUCCCCGCCACAGACCCCGCCAUCAGCUUCGUCAUUGCCAACACCCUCGUAACAUCCGAUAAAGCGACAACGGCGAAAUACAACUACAACUUACGCGUCGUCGAGACUCUCGCCGGUGCGGCUCUCCUCGCCAAGAGACUGGGGUUGGCGUAUACACCUGCUGAUAAAGUGUCCUAUCGACAGAUCGUCAGUGAGGUUGCCGGUGGAGAACACAGUCUCACGGGGGAGAGUGUGGACAACACCGACCCUACCGCAGGGCUGCGUGCGGCGUUCAAAAAAACCUUGCAAGCUAUCGAACACCAUCUCGGAAACGAUAGUGUGCGCGAUGGACUGAGCGAAGAUGAUCUCAUCGACGCUUUGGAUAUGUCUAAACAGUCUUUCGCUGACACUUACCUCUCCCUCGCUGUCGAGCCUCUCGGUGGCAAGUACAGACUUUAUUCACGCGCCAAACAUAUCUUGGAAGAGGCGCUUCGUGUAUUGGAAUUCAGAAGGGCUAUUGAGACAGGCGCUGAUGGUAACAUGCAAAAUUUACCCAAGUUGCUCGGUCAGAUUAUGGGCCAGUCGCAGGAUAGCUGCAGAGAUCAAUUCAUGUGCAGCUGUAAGGAAAUUGACGAAAUUACUUCCAUAGCAAGCGAGGAAGGCGCACUCGGUAGUAGACUAACUGGCGCUGGUUGGGGUGGGUCCACUGUCAGCCUUGUCCCGGCACAUAUCGUUCCCCGCUUCAUUGAGAAUGUCUCCAAGAGGUACAGUAAGUACCAGGGCCUUGGUAAGGAUGAGCUUGAGCAGGCUAUUUUCGCUACUCUGCCUGCUUCUGGUGCUUGUGUGCAUCCGCUGGAUUAA